ACCAAGUACUUUGGAGUCUGGGGUGAUAAAUUCAGAUGCCAAGCUUUUGGGGUCAACCUGAUUCCCAACAAGAAAUGGGAGAUUCUAACAAAUCUCCAUCCAUUUGGACACCUGAUGAGGUCCAUGGUCAACAAUCAGAAACCUCAGGGCUUGGGGUGAUAAAUGCAACUAAUCUACUGUUUGAAUCGACUCUGAUUCCCCUGUAGGCGAGGAACAUAUUGAGGAAUCUGGAUACCACUGGUCGCCAAAGGAGAUUCAGGCAUUGUUAACACUCUGGGCAGAUGGUAGUGUUCAGAAGCACCUCCUCUCCUAUAAAAACGAGCACGUCUAUGCCAAAUUUAGUUCAGAGCUUGCUGCCCUGGGUUUUAAAAGGACGUCGAAGCAGUGCAGACAAAAGAUACAAAUACUGAAAAAGGAACACAAAAAAAUCAAGGAUAACAAUAACAUGAGUGGUUCCAUCUAUCGUGAAGAGAGUUGGUUUGCCAUCGUUGAUAGUGUCCUGUGUCACCAACCAAGUACUUUGGAGUCUGGGGUGAUAAAUUCAGAUGCCAAGCUUUUGGGGUCGCCUGAUUCCCAACAAGAAAUGGGAGAUUCUAACAAAUCUCCAUCCAUUUGGACACCUGAUGAGGUCCAUGGUCAACAAUCAGAAACCUCAGGGCUUGGGGUGAUAAAUGCAACUAAUCUACUGUUUGAAUCGACUCCUGAUUCCCCUGUAGGCGAGGAACAUAUUGAGGAAUCUGGAUACCACUGGUCGCCAAAGGAGAUUCAGGCAUUGUUAACACUCUGGGCAGAUGGUAGUGUUCAGAAGCAGCUUCUCUCCUAUAAAAACGAGCAUGUCUAUGCCAAAUUUAGUUCAGAGCUUGCCGCCCUUGGAUUUAACAGGAAAUCUAAACAGUGCAGAGACAAACUAAAAAAGCUGAAACAGGAAUAUAGAAGAGUCAAGGAUGACAAUAACAAGAGUGGUUCCAAUCAUCAUGGAGAAAGAUGGUUUGCCAUCAUCGAUAGUGUUCUCUGUCACCAACCAAGUACUUUGGAGUCUGGGGUGAUACAGUCAGAUGCAAUGCUUUUGGAAUUAACUCAACCCAAUUCCCCACAAGAAGUGGAGGAUUCUGAUCAAUCUGUAUCCAGUUGGACACCUGAUGAGGUCCAUGGACUCGUUGGUCACCAACCAGGAACUUCAGGAGCUGAUGUGAUACAUUCUGCUACUAUGCUGCUGGAGUUGACUCAACCGGAUUCCCCUGUAAAAGAGGAACCUUAUGAAAAAUCAGGAUACAGCUGGACGUCUCAGGAGGUCCAUGCAUUGUUAACACUCUGGGCAGAUGAGAGUGUUCAAGAGCAGCUUCUCGCCUAUAAAAACGAGCAUGUCUAUGCCACAUUUAGUUCAGAGCUCGCCGUCCUUGGAUUUAAGAAGACUUCAAGGCAGUGCAGAGACAAACUAAAGAAGCUGAGGCAGGAAUAUAGACAAAUCAAGUUUGACCAUAACAAGAGAGGUUCCAACCAUUGUAGAGAAAGAUGGUUUGCCAUCAUGGAUAGAGUCCUCUGUCACCAACCAAGUACUUUGGAGUCUGGGGUGAUAAAUUCAGAUGCAAAGAUUUUGGAGUCGCCUGAUUCCCAACAAGAAAUUGAAGACUCUGACCAAUCUUCAUCCAGUUGGACACCUGAUGAGGUCCAUAAUCUCUUUGGUCACCAAACAGGAACUUCAGGGGCUAAGGUGAUAAAUUCUGCUACUAUGUUACUGGAGUCGACCCAAUCCUAUUCCCCAGAAGAAGUGGAAGAUUAUGAGGAAUCUGGAUACCGCUGGACUUUGCAGGAGGUUCACACAUUGUUAACACUCUGGGCAGAUGAGAGAGUUCAGAAGCAGCUUCUCUCUUAUAAAAAUGAGCACGUCUAUGCCAAAUUUAGUUCAGAGUUCGCUGCCCUUGGAUUUAACAGGACGUCGAAGCAAUGCAGAGAAAAGUUAAAAAAGCUGAAACAGGAAUACAGAAAACUUGAGGAUGACGACAACAUGAGUGGUUCCAUCUAUCUUGAAGAAAGCUGUUUUGCCAUCAUCGAUAGUGUCCUCACUAACCAAACAAAAGCUCAGGCUUAUUCUUUUCCAGGUGCAGAAGACUUUGGUCCCGGUUUAACUCUGUCCUCACUGCGUCUCCUUGCUCCACCAUUACGCUUGAUGUCAGCAUUCAUGUGGCAAGUGGCUCAGCAGCAUAUUGUAAAGCAUUAUGGGAAGCUGGAGGAGUUUGUGACUUUGGUGACAGAGAUGGUUCCAGAGCUGCUGAGUUCCAGGCAGAGGACACAACUUCUUCUGGGUCUGAGAGCAAGGCUGGUACUGGAGUUGUGUCUCAGUGAGAGCACAGCUGACCUCGUGACCAUCCAGCCUCACCUGGACAAAAUCCAUUAUUUGACAGAAUACGCUGUACACAAAGAGAGUAAUGAUGAUGAUGAGUUGGAGGCUACAGAGUCUAACUUUGUGGAGCUGGUCCAAACCCUGCUGGAAGACCCGUCUGAGCGGGAGCACUUCUUCCAGGAGGUGUUCCCAGCACACUAUGGCCCUCGGUAUGACACCGCACUGCAGGUACUGGUGUGGGAGUUCCUCUCCAGACUGGAGGAGCUGCUACCUGUACCAGACUUCACACAGACAGCAGCAUGGCUUGGUGAUGCCCCCUCUGUCGUGGAGGAAUGUGGAAGCACCAUCUUUGACACUGAAGAGCUGAAGACUCUUCUGCAGCACCAUCAGCAUCAUGGAAACCUGAAAAGAGGUUAUUUCUCUUACUACACUGCAGAUACCAUCCUGUCCACACUUUCCUUCCCUCCAACAAUAAGAGUUGUCAUUAGCUCUGAGCAGGCCAGCUCUGACAAAACAAGGUCAUGCUCCGAUGGAGAUGAAUGCUUAAAGAAUGGGAUAGAGAGAGAUGCAGAAGGACCAUUUAAUUGGGGCAGAGAGGAGGAGGAAGAAGAUCAUUUUUAUUUAGAGCAACAAGAGCAGAUUAAUGUUUUACCUGCAGAGAAUUCUGGUCCGUGUAUCCCAGUACCCAGCAACGGAUUGAAUAGUGACAUGGAAUCCCAGGUCCUCGCCUGCUCCCUCUGCUCAUUCUCUCACAGUGAUAUGGCAAAACUCCACCAGCACAUCAGGAUUAGGCAUCGAGCAGAGGACCGAAAGCUUCGACGCCCUGAAGAAUCUGGGACUGAAAAGCACCUUCCCUCAAGCAGAACAAAACUACUUCACCAGCACAUCAGGACUAGGCACCAAGGAGAUGAACAGAAGUGUCAACACUCUGAAGAAUCUGGGACUGAAAACUUUCCCUCAAGCACAACGAUUAUCCCCCAUAGACCCAAUAACAUGACUCUAAGCUGCCCUCAUUGUGGGAAUGUUUACCAAAACCUCAACUCUCUGAAAAAACACAUAAGAAUUCACACAUUUCCAUUCUGUUGUAACCAGUGUGAGAGAAGAUUUUCUACCAGAUUAGGUCUGAAAAGACAUCAGCGAGCUCACACAGGGGAAAGACCAUUCAAAUGCUCUCACUGUGACCGGAGAUUCAUGUGUGCAUAUUCACUCAAAAUGCAUGUACGCACACACACUGGGGAGCGUCCCUACUGUUGCACUAUUUGUGGGAAAACAUCUGUCCAACAUCUAGCAAGACACAUGCGGAUGCAUGCAGGGGAGAAAAACUAUUUAUGUAGCAUCUGUGGUAAGGCAUUCCUUAGCUCAGGAGAACUGAGGCUGCAUACACGAUCGCACACAGGAGAAUGUCCCUACACCUGUGAACAUUGCGGAAGGGGUUUCAAAGCAGCAUGCCAUCUUCAGAUUCAUAUACGAAGAUUUCACACAGGGGAGCGUCCAUACCCCUGCACCCUGUGCACAAAACGUUUUGUCAUUCUCAGUGAACUUAAAAGACACAUGUUAAUUCACACGGGUGAGAAAGGUCACAAAUGCUCCAAGUGUGGGAAGAGUUUUUCUUUAAAGGAAUCUCUGAAAACACAUCUUAAAAGUCAUGGAUUUUAAGACGUUCUAGACAGAUCAUAUUAAUUAUGCAUAAAGUCUUGUAGACGGUAUUACUUCUUUCCCCCACAGGUCAGGCGUUAUGGGUGGGUCUUAGGGGGCCUGGCUCGUCCUACUGUACCUCUUUUCCCAUCCAAAUAAAAUAUUGAAAUAUU
This is a messenger RNA of Oncorhynchus nerka (sockeye salmon), 4149 nucleotides long. RefSeq lists its product as uncharacterized. The transcript has 16 exons. The record is from RefSeq and is a predicted model, not a curated record. Bases 446 to 3997 code for a protein of 1183 amino acids. Gene Ontology annotation, cellular component: nucleoplasm; shelterin complex. Gene Ontology annotation, biological process: telomere capping; regulation of telomere maintenance via telomere lengthening; regulation of transcription by RNA polymerase II. Gene Ontology annotation, molecular function: telomeric repeat DNA binding; DNA-binding transcription repressor activity, RNA polymerase II-specific; RNA polymerase II cis-regulatory region sequence-specific DNA binding. Lineage: Eukaryota; Metazoa; Chordata; Actinopteri; Salmoniformes; Salmonidae.